CACAGUGGAAAGCUGAUGUGAGUGUGUAAAUAAUAUAAUCAUGGAGAGAAUACUACGAGGUAUUAUGCGAUAUCGUGUUUUGGAUCGUUCAGUUAUGGUGAAGCAGUUCCAACAAGUAAAAAGCACGCCGACGCACGCAGCACGUAAACGCUACUCGCGAAGUCACGUGACGCUGUUAAGACCAAGCAAAGGAGACCCUGGGGAAGGACCCAAGGCGGUUUUCUACACGUGCAUGGACAGUAGAAUGAUACCGACGAGGUUCACAGAGACAAGCGUAGGCGAUAUGUUUGUAGUGCGAAACGCUGGUAACUUGGUUCCUCACUCGAGGCACUUCAAGGAUGAGAUGACCAGCUGCGAGCCGGCCGCCUUGGAGCUCGGCUGUAUAACCUAUGAUAUAAGGCACAUUAUUGUGUGUGGCCACAGUGACUGUAAAGCGAUGAACCUUCUCUAUAAGCUAAAGGAUGAGAAGGAAACUACAACAGAAAAAAGAAGACUGUCUCCUUUAACAUCAUUCAUGUGUAGUUAUGCUAAAAGUAGUUUGGACAAAUUCCUUAAAAUGAACGGUGACUUCACGAAGCCAGUGAAAUUUACAGCUGAAACACCACAUAGAAAAUUUGUGGCGUACAUAGACCCAGAGAACAAAUUUUGCAUAGAGGACAAACUGUCACAGGUAAAUACCCUGCAACAAUUAUCAAAUAUCGCGUCCUACGGAAUGCUGAAGAAGCGUUUGGAGAAGUACGACCUUCACAUUCAUGCUCUCUGGUUCGAUAUCUACACGGGCGACAUUUUCUACUUCAGUAGGAGAGCCAAGCGUUUUGUGAUAAUCGACGAGUCAUCUUACGAGGAACUAGCAGCUGAAGUCAGAAGAUAUUACUCAUAGUAUUUUCUUAAACUUUAAUAGAUUCAUUCUGAUUGACUUUUAAAAUAGCUGGCAUGCCACCAACAAUCAUCAAAACCUAAGCUAUUUUUGAUGAAUCCGAACGCAAUGGGAUGUCGGUCAUGGAGAGCAAGCUUAAUAAGAGGGUAGCUAUAGAAUGGUAUGGUUAAAAUAUUGUAUGCCUCACAUUUCAAAGUAAACAGUUGUUUAAAGAAAAAUGGACGUUUAUGCUGUCGUGAACUUGGGCCUAAGUUGGUGACCGCUGAUUUGAACUACGUCAGUCGUGAGUUCAGACGUACGUUACCUAGGGUACGCAAAUAGAUUCAAUCCGAGGAGAACGUCAGAGUUUCAAAUAAGAGGUCAGUGCGUCAUUAGACAAUGACGAUAACAUACGUCACGCAAGAUGAAUGAAUGAUGAAUCGUGUCUGCUGAGAAGUUAUGAAAUAGUUAAACGCAACACUAUCAGUACGUUCCUAUAAAGUGCCUUCUAAAAUUGGAUUUCAGACUAAAAGUUCGGCGCUUUUUGUGUUGGCGUAACGUGUCUCUCAAUAAACUAAUGCAUUCUAUACAAUAUUCCAUAAAUUGUGUACCUGCAAUCUGCAUACUUAGUGGAAUUAAAUCGGAUCACACACACAUUUCAUAGUUAAUUAAAUGUGAUGUCUCACUUAGCUUUUAAUUUAUUUUUGAUACAUUUAUACGUAUUUAUAAGUAUUUGUUAAAUAAUUAUUAUGGUCGUGUUAUUUUUGUCAAUUUGCUUGCCUUAUUCAUUGGGACCAAAAAUAUAGAUUUUGUAUUGUCUUCA
Messenger RNA from Helicoverpa armigera (cotton bollworm), 1679 nucleotides. It is a transcript of the gene CAHbeta, whose product is annotated as beta carbonic anhydrase 1. Gene Ontology annotation, molecular function: carbonate dehydratase activity; zinc ion binding. The record is from RefSeq and is a predicted model, not a curated record. Lineage: Eukaryota; Metazoa; Arthropoda; Insecta; Lepidoptera; Noctuidae. Bases 41 to 880 code for a protein of 279 amino acids. The transcript has 6 exons.